Annulohypoxylon maeteangense is the source of this 1382-nucleotide messenger RNA. RefSeq lists its product as uncharacterized. The coding region runs from base 302 to 1234 and encodes 310 amino acids. The transcript has 3 exons. Lineage: Eukaryota; Fungi; Ascomycota; Sordariomycetes; Xylariales; Hypoxylaceae. The record is from RefSeq and is a predicted model, not a curated record.
CCUAGCUGUAUGAUCAAUUCAGGCCACACUAUUGGCCCGGUCAAGCUCAACAUAUUCCUCCGCGCCGCGCAGCUAUGGGAUUCUCUAAGCCCAAAGUCUCGCUCUCGCAGAAUUUCCCGUGUCAGUGCAUCAUAUGUUCGAAUAAGGGAUGGCGUUUUGAUUCUCAAGCCAUGUUAUUCACUUUUAUAAAUGAUUGGAAAGUCGUAAAUCUAGUUUGAUUCUCGGUACUCAAGGCGCAAUUGUUGUUUGGAUUUUGUUUUUAUCAACAUUAUUAAAAUUUUGGACUUAUCUGUUUUCGAUCAUGGUGGCGUCGACCGCGACUAGAACUUCGGAGAAUGUCCUCGCGGCGUUAGCCAAGAAGGUCUACGGUGCCGUAGGGUUUUCCAAAGGCUACAACUUCUGGCUCUGGUUCAUUCUUGGCGGUUGCUUUUCCGGUUUCUCCUUUUCGCGGCUGAAAUAUCUUGACUUCUACAACAGCUUCUGCGGCAGCUCAAACCCAGGCGGUCGUGAUCUCGCUGUGCCUGGAGAGUGCUUUUACUAUCUAACUCAGAGAUACUAUGGGGUCGGAAUUGUCGCGCACUUAGCUACUAUCUUGCCUGCCAGCCUGUUAGCAUGCAUUCAAUUCAUCCCGGUGGUUCGACGCAAGGCGAUGGGACUGCAUCGGAUUAUUGGCUGGAUCACUGUCGCCCUUUCGGUCCCCGGCUCUAUUACAGCUUUGAUGAUUGCGCCACGAUCCCAGGGUGGCGGACUCGAUACACAAUCUAUGGUGGCCGUACUCGGUGUUAUGUUCCUCUUUUCCCUGACCCGUGGUUGCAUUAGCGUGAAGAGGCACAAGAUCGCGGAGCAUCGGGCCUGGAUGUUGCGUGCCUGGGUCUAUGGAGGCUCUAUUGUUACCAUGAGAGUUAUCAUGGUCGUGGCUGUUGUAGUCAUAUCUAUGAUAGGAGGUUUCUAUUAUGUCGAGCCCUGUGAUAAGAUUAAUUUUAUGCUGAAGGGUGAAAAUGCAACUUUGGCGGUGUAUCCAGAUUGCGCCCCUUUCUUAUCAGGGGAAGAUCCUGACCGUCAUAUCGCCGUGCUUGCGUCUGUUUUUCACAGGGAAAAUCCGGUGCAAGUCGCUGCAGCGCUAAACCUUGUAUUUGGCACGUCAGGGUGGAUGGCAAUAUUUCUGAAUACCCUUGGUGUCGAGCUUUAUCUUCGCUCAGAACCAGCGCAGCAUAGUGCAAAAAAAUCGAAUUAAGCCGAUUAUAAUCCAGCUUUAGGCCAUAUACCUACUAGGUAGAUAGGAAAGUUGGGUUUCAAGUGUAUUUAUCGUAGGAAGAAAUUCGUGAUGCUAUUAGAAUAAACUGAAGCUAGCGCUUGUUGAAUUUAUCAUUUUUAUCCUUGAA